Messenger RNA from Exserohilum turcica Et28A, 453 nucleotides. RefSeq lists its product as uncharacterized. The record is from RefSeq and is a predicted model, not a curated record. Lineage: Eukaryota; Fungi; Ascomycota; Dothideomycetes; Pleosporales; Pleosporaceae. Bases 1 to 453 code for a protein of 150 amino acids. The transcript is spliced from 3 exons.
AUGCCUUUGAGGUGUGCGUGCCUGUGCCUGUGCCUGUGCAUGGGCGGGCGGGGCGAAGAGGCGCAUGGAAGCCGACGAAGCUUCGACGCUGGCUCGCCUUUGGACAUGGGCGCGCUGCCCACGGAACCGCCGCUAGCACCACGACGACGUCUCGUGUCGAGCACAUGCACGUGGUUGCGCAACGCAUGCAAUAGAGCCGAGGCCUCUUCUGGCCUGAAACCCGGGGGGGUUCGCGGUGCAUGUGGUGCUGAUGCUGGUGCUGGUGCUGGUGCUGGUGCUGCCGCACAGAAUGCGGCGACUAUGUUUGGAAGGUUUGGGGUUGUUCAAAGUUUGCCUCCCUCGGCCUUGUCGUCGCCCGGAACAAUGGCUCCGUUUCGAGAAGCGCGCUAUACAAGUACAGCCUGCCCUCCACCUAGUGCACACCAAGUACACUACCACUACCACUACCACUAG